ACCACGGCGGCGGCGGCCAAAGCGCGCGGCGCGCAGGGCGGGGGCAAGGCCCGGGCGGUGGAGAUGGAGAACUCGCAGCUGUGCAAGCUGUUCAUCGGCGGCCUGAACGUGCAGACGAGCGAGUCGGGCCUGCGCGGCCACUUCGAGGCGUUCGGCACGCUGACGGACUGCGUGGUGGUGGUGAACCCGCAGACGAAGCGCUCGCGCUGCUUCGGCUUCGUGACCUACUCGAACGUGGAGGAGGCGGACGCCGCCAUGGCCGCGUCGCCGCACGCCGUGGACGGCAACACGGUGGAGCUGAAGCGGGCCGUGUCGCGCGAGGACUCGGCGCGGCCCGGCGCGCACGCCAAGGUGAAGAAGCUCUUCGUGGGCGGCCUCAAGGGCGACGUGGCCGAGGGCGACCUGGUGGAGCACUUCUCGCAGUUCGGCGCCGUGGAGAAGGCGGAGAUCAUCGCCGACAAGCAGUCGGGCAAGAAACGCGGCUUCGGCUUCGUGUACUUCCAGAGCCACGACGCGGCCGACAAGGCGGCCGUGGUCAAGUUCCACCCGAUCCAGGGCCACCGCGUGGAGGUGAAGAAGGCCGUGCCCAAGGAAGACAUCCACGCCGGCGGCGGCGGAGGCGGCGGCGGCGGCUCGCGGGCCUCGCGCGGAGGCCGCGGCGGGGGCCGGGGCGGCCGCGGCGGGGGCCGCGAUCAGAACGGCCUGGCCAAGGGCGGCGGCGGCGGCGGCGGCUACAACAGCUACGGCGGCUACGGCGGCGGCUACAACGCCUACGGGGGCGGCGGCGGCGGCUCGUCGUACGGCGGCAGCGACUACGGCAACGGCUUCGGCGGCUUCGGCAGCUACAGCCAGCACCAGUCUUCGUACGGGCCCAUGAAGAGCGGCGGCGGCGGCGGCGGAGGCGGAGGCGGCGGCAGCAGCUGGGGCGGCCGCAGUAACAGUGGACCCUACCGAGGCGGCUACGGAGGCGGCGGCGGCUACGGGGGCAGCUCCUUCUAG
Molecule: messenger RNA, 999 nt
Organism: Suncus etruscus (white-toothed pygmy shrew)
Lineage: Eukaryota; Metazoa; Chordata; Mammalia; Eulipotyphla; Soricidae
Gene: HNRNPA0
Product: heterogeneous nuclear ribonucleoprotein A0
Exons: 1
Coding region: 64-999 (311 amino acids)
Molecular function (GO): RNA binding
Source: RefSeq, a predicted model, not a curated record